Molecule: messenger RNA, 3875 nt
Organism: Manihot esculenta (cassava)
Lineage: Eukaryota; Viridiplantae; Streptophyta; Magnoliopsida; Malpighiales; Euphorbiaceae
Product: putative disease resistance protein At3g14460
Exons: 4
Coding region: 113-3412 (1099 amino acids)
Molecular function (GO): protein binding; ADP binding
Source: RefSeq, a predicted model, not a curated record
CGACGUCUGGACAGACAACUAUGAGCAAUGGACUCUGUUUCGGAGUCCUUUUGAAGCAGGGUCGAACCAGAGCAGAAUUAUCAUCACAACUCGCAGUUAGGAGGUUUCAUUGAUGAUGGGUACUACUUCAGCUUAUCCUCUCAAGCAGCUAUCGUAUGAUGAUUGUAUGUGCGUGUUUGCCCAACAUGCUUUGGGAGCAACAAGUUUUGACGGGCACUUGGAGCUGAAAGAAAUGGGUGAGGAGAUUGUCAAAAGAUGUGGAGGAUUACCUUUGGCAGCAAAAGCUCUUGGAGGCAUCUUAAGGGGUAAACCAAAUCCUAAAGUGUGGGAGGAAGUGUUGAGCAGUGGGAUAUGGAGAUCACCAGACUACAGGAGCAAUGUUCUUCCAGCCUUGAGAGUGAGCUAUCUUCAUCUUCCACCUCAUUUAAAGCAGUGUUUUGCUUAUUGUGCAAUUUUACCAAAGGAUCACGAGUUUGAUAGAAAUGAGUUGGUUUUGUUGUGGAUGGCUGAGGGUUUCUUGUAUGAUAAGAAGGAAAUGAAAGGCAACGAAGAUUUGGGUCAUAAAUAUUUUGAUGAUUUAUUAUCAAGAUCUUUUUUUCAACAAUCUAAUGAUAAUAAAUCAAUGUAUAUAAUGCAUGACCUAAUUAUUGAUUUAGCUCGCUAUGUUAGUGGGGAAACAUGUUUACAUAUGGUUGAUAAGUUGGAGAGUACAAAAUCAUAUGCAAAGAUUCGACAUUCGUCAUUUAUUGCUCAGUAUAGGAACACUUUCCAAAGAUUUCAAAGCUUCUAUGAAAUGAAGAAUUUGCGGACAUUUUUAUCAAUGUAUCACGACAAUAACUGGAGGUGCCAUUUAACUGGUAAGGUGGUGCAUGACUUGGUGCCAAAAUUGAAAUGCUUAAGGUCACUAUCUCUAACUUAUUAUGCAAUUGAGGAGUUGCCAGAUUCUAUUGGUGGCUUAAAGCACUUACGCUACCUUGACUUAUCUUAUACUAGAAUCAAAAGGUUGCCUGAAUCAGUGGAUAAACUCUUCAAUUUACAGACAUUGAAGUUGCGUGGUUGUGAUAUCCUUACGAGGUUACCUAGUGGCCUAUGCAAUUUACUCAACUUGCGGCAUCUUGAUAUUGUGGGCACAAGGAAAUUGAAAGAAAUGCCACCACAAAUUGGUAACUUGACUGGUCUAUGCCUGUUGACCAAGUUUGUAAUUGGGGGAAGCAAUGGACGAGUCACAGAGUUAAAGAAGCUUUCUGGCCUACAAGGGCAACUUCACAUUGAAAGUUUAGGGAAGGUAGUAGAUAUUCAAGACGCAGAUUUGGCCAAUUUGAAGGAUAAGCAUAUCAGUAAAUUAAACUUGGAAUGGAAUCGGAGCUGUGCUCGGAUUGGGCCUCGUGAAUUUUCCUAUGACUUGAUAAACUCAAGUGACGAAGAACAAGUUCUUAACUCAUUACGGCCACAUCAAAGUCUGUCAAGCCUUUCAAUUGUAUCAUUUGGUGGAAGGAAAGUCCCAUUGUGGCUGGGAGAUCCUUUGUUCACUAGCAUGGUAGAGGUGAAGUUGAGCUAUUGUGACCAAAUCACAUCAUUGCCACCACUUGGGCGACUAAAAUCCCUGAAAAAGUUAAGCAUAAAAUGUCUGGAUAAAGUGAAAGAAGUAGGAGUAGAGUUUUAUGAGGAUGAUUCAUGUUUUCCUUGUUUGGAGACACUCGAGAUUAUCAGUAUGGUUCAAUUGAAGCUGUGGACUUGGUCUAUUGAUCUGGUUGAAGAUUCUGUCCCAAAAUUCCCUAAGCUACGUAAGCUUCGAAUAGUGAGUUGUCGUGAUUUUGUUGGAAGACUGCCUACAUUCCUUCCUUCCCUAGAAGAACUUGAUAUUUUUGGAUUUGAAAAGUUAGUUGAUUUGCCAAAAAUGCUUCCAUCACUUUUAACAUUCUCUAUUGAUGGCUCUCUUGGUCGGGAUCAAUGUCGAGGGGCAUUUCUCAGAAGUGUGGCUAAUUCCCCCUCUCUAACUACCUUAAAAAUUAGUUUCGUUUCAGGGCUUGUAAGAUUAGAGGAAGCUGUAAUAAAGACCUUGAGGUCACUAAAAGUUUUUGAGAUUAGUUAUUGUUUUGAUCUGAGAUGCUUGUGGAAUGAUGGAACAAAUUCAGACUAUCUUACUAGUCUAAAGCAUUUGGAAAUCAAGGAUUGUCCGGAGCUUGUGUCAUUGGUGGAUGGGGAGGAAGGGUUUUUGCCUGGCAAUCUAGAGAUUUUGAGCAUAGAAGGAUGCCUAAAUCUGAAGGUGUUGCCAAAUGGGCUGAGCAACCUCAAGUCUCUAAAUUCUUUGAGUAUCAGCUCAUGUAGAAGUUUAGUCUCCUUCCCAGUAAGGGGUUUGCCACACAGCUUGGUAUGUCUUAGAAUCGAAAACUGUGAUUCUUUGGAGUCGCUGCCGGAGGGAAUGAUGCAAGACCAUUAUUACAUUAGCGAGACGUCUCAUCUUGAGAAAUUGUAUAUCAGGGGAUGUGAAUCUCUCAGGCAAAAUCCAAAUUGCAGGUUUCCUGAUUCCCUAAAGACCCUUGAGAUUCACAACUGUCCGUCACAAACCUUAAACUCGCUAUAUUAUGGGCUUUCUCAUCUCACAGAAUUACGAAUAUCAGAUUGUCCUCAAUUAGAGUCAUUUCCAGAGAAGGAAUUGUCCAUCCCCAGUAUUGUAUCAUUGACAAUUUCAGACUGUGGAAGAUUAAGGUCUCUAUCCAAUCACAUGCAAAACCUCCGGUGUCUAGAAAAUCUACAAAUAGAGGACUGUUAUCAGUUAGAGUUGUUCCCAGAAAUGGGAUUGCCCACCCCCAAGCUUGUCUCUUUAACAUUUGCUCGGUGCAAAAAGUUGAGGUCUCUACCCAAUCAGAUGCAAAACCUUACUUGCCUUCGAUUUCUACGUGUAUAUGGCUGUGAUUAUAUAGAGUCCCUAACUGAAGGGUGUUUACCGCCAAACCUAUCUGAGCUUUCCAUCAUUGCUUGCGAUAAUCUAAAACAGCCGAUGCCAGAGUGGGGACUCCAUAGACUCAACUCUCUUACAAAAUUGAGUAUCAGUAACACAAAGUCAAAUAGAGAUAUGAUUUCCUUUCCAGAUGAUGAUGGCUUACUACUUCCCGGUUCUCUAACCUAUGUCAAAAUCUCUUAUUUCGAAAAUCUGAGAUCCAUAUCAAGGGGCAUCCAAAAGCUGACCUCUCUUAAAAGCUUACAUAUUUGUGGCGAGAAACUUCAGUCCUUCCCAGAUGUGGGCUUCCCUGCUACACUUGAAGAACUAUCUGUUUAUGGCUGUCCUCUACUGCAAGAUCGUUGCUUAAAAGAUAGAGGAGAUUACUGGCCAAUCAUUUCUCAUAUCCCCAUUGUUUGUAUCAACAAUCAGAACGAAGUAACAAAAGAUUAUAUCUUACGCAAAUGGUAGGGUCUGCAUCGUUCUGCAAGUCAGGGAACAUUUGCAAACUUCGCUCGAGUGAAUGUCCUGUUUCUUAUUCUACCCGAACUUUACCAUAAUUUUGAUAUGGGCAUCAGUUUUCGAAUCUGUCCUGGUCCUUGUUUUCCCGUCCAUCUUAAUCCAAAUUUGCUAGUCCAAAUGUGAGUAUCGAACUAUUGUUAUCAAUUUCCAAAAGAAUCCAACCCUAUUUUGCUUCAUCUUAAUAUUUGGAAAGCUCUUUUGAAUGAUAGGCAUUUUGCAAGAAUUGACUAUCAAAUCUUACAGUUGUAUUCAUUUGGUUAGUAGUGAUGAGGUGUUCAUUAUAAAAAUCAAAACAUAAUAUAAAUUGCAUAAAUUCAAUUCCCCUUCAUAUUUGUUCAGAUUCAUGUAUUUAAGUUUCAAUUUUGGACUUUAAAUAGUAGAUUUUAGAAUCUAAAAUUUUGAGAAUUUCAAA